ACGAGCAUGAUGGUGGCACGGAGGCCUCUAGUCAAUCGUCACCUGCAGCUCACGGACGGAUACACGCGCAAAAAGAAAAAAAAAACACCGCACGAAACAAUCGCAUGUCGGGGGUGAUUCCGGCACCGUCGCUGCCGCCUCAUCCGCGGCGAAACCGCGGGCCGCGAACGAUGCCGAUACCCCGAGCAACGUUCGGCAGAGUCACGUGACCGAGUCGCUUGCCGCGGCCUCGCUCGCCCAGAAGCGCAUGUUGUCCCGGCGUAGCGGCGGCGGGAACAGCGGUGACAGUAGCAGCCAGCGAGCGGGCGGCUGUUGCACCAAAGUGCGCCACGGAAAUAAGGAAGACAAGCCCGCGGGGUUCGUGCUUCACCGGUGAACCGGAGCGGCGGAGGAAAAGAAAAAACACGACACUACUUGAGGAGGCGUGGGCAUGCUCCGGCGAAACAGGGUCCACCCCGCGGUCCUGAUCGCGCUGCCGUUCCUGGCCACCUUGCUGCUGAUGACGUCGCCUCCCUGGGGCCUGCUGACGGGCCGCGGUAGCGGCCAGGUGCCCGCGGAGUACCUCAGGCACCGCUACUGGAACUACGACCCCGACGUCCAGGAGCCCAGGGAUCCGCGCCAGAGCUGCUCGCUGCCCGCCCUGCACCCGUUCCAUCCCGCCGUGUGGCCGUACCUGAACCCUGUCACGCCCAUCGUCUGCAAGGUUCGACAACCCUGGCUGACGUUCAUCGACUCGUACGGCAACCUGCGGUUCAAUGCGUCAUCGAGCUACUCACUCUCAAACCUCCGGUGCAGCUACAAGUCUGUCCAGCGCGUCACUGACAACAAGAUAACGUACAGCGACGCAGUGCCUUUCACCAGAGACAAAGUGCCUCUCAAUGACGACGUCAUCACCGUCAGUUGUAGCAACGCGCUGAAGUGGCCCAUCUACAGCAACAUCCAUGCUGUGGCGGCGCGGCGUAGCUCUCGCGUUCGUCCCAGCGUGACAGCUCCGAACAAGCGAACACGAGGACCAAGAAGCAACGCCAGCUUCAGAGGUUCCGGGCAUGCGAGUAGAAAGCCGCGGAGAACACCGAGGCAGCCACCAAACGUGCUAAUCUUCGGCUUGGACUCGGUCUCGAGACUGUCCAUGAUGCGGUUCCUGCCCAAGACGUACGACUACCUCGUCAUCCAGCUCAACGCCGUCGUCUUCCGAGGGAUGAACAAGGUCGGGGACAACACGUUUCCGAACUUGCUGGCGCUGCUGACAGGCCGGCGAGUCGAGGACGUCGUGAAACCCGGACAGAGGGACAAGGUCUACGACGACGUCCACAUCGUGUGGAAGGACUUUCAGGAAGCCGGUUACGAGACGCUCUUUGCCGAGGACUUCCCGGCCUUCGCCUUGUUCAACUACCUCGCCCGUGGAUUCACGAAACCACCCACGGACUAUUACCUGCGUCCUUUCUGGCUAGCCGUCUACGAGUCGUUCCUGCUAAUGUCUAGCUCGGCGCUGUGCUUGGGAAACGGGCCGAAGCACAUGCUGCAACUCGAAUACGUCAAACGCUACUUCGACGGCCGCAACGCUAGCAAUUCCGAUAGGCCUUUCUUCGCCUUCUCCUACCUGGUCGAGAUCAGUCACGACUUCUCGCAGCAAGUCGGAGCCGCCGACGACGACUUCGUCGAGUUUCUCGACUACCUCCGCUCCAACGGCCACCUGGACAACACGUUCCUCUUCUUCCUCUCGGACCACGGACAUCGCUUCGAUUCGAUCCGAUCAACCUUCGUGGGUCGAAUCGAAGAGCGGCUGCCAUUCUUCGCCCUCGGGCUUCCCGCAAGAAUGGAUUGGCUAGAUUCGCAAGCGCGUGAUGUCGCAUCGAAGUCGACGCUGACGCGCCUAAACGUCUCCCAGAUCGCGUCCAACCUGGAGACCAACGCGGGUCGCUUGACGACGCCGUUCGACACGUACGCCACACUUCGGGACAUCGCGUCAUACGCGAGCGGCGGAUCGGCGAUCGUCAGCCAAGACGACUCGCACUACGGCAUCAGCCUAUUCGGUGAGGUUGCGCGAGACAGAACUUGCCAGCGAGCGGGCAUCCCUUCCGAGUACUGCUCCUGCGGGUCGGAGGUUCCCGUCGAACUGGACAGCCCUCUCGUCAGGAAGGCGGCCACGGUGCUCGUGGAAAAGGUCAACGACCUCUUGAACUCCGACGAACUGGACGAACCGUUCGCGAGGAGGCGACGAUGCGCCAGGCUUAGCCUGCGUCAUGUCCACGACGCCCAGGAACUGUUCGUCGUGGACAACGUCAAGGAGACCGCUGGCGGCGCGCGGCGCCUCAGGGUCACCGUCGAGGUUCUUCCUAGCGCCGCCAUGUUGGAAGGCCUGAUGGUCGUCAACGGGGAGGAACAAUUCGACGUCUUAGGGGACAUCAGUCGCAUCAACAAGUACGGCAAUCAGUCCCACUGCAUCCGUCACGCGGUCUUGCGGAAGUACUGCUACUGCCUGGCGGAAUCGCAGGUGAAUAACGAAACUUCGAGGGACUACGAGGAACAGACAUUUCCUACGAUAACCUAGAAAUAAGAGCGGCUUAAGUUAUUCUCGUCGAAAACGGAUUUGCACGAAGUCAGCGACCGAGGCAGAACAUGACGUUUUGUUUGCUCCCCGGUACGAGGCCGUACCGGGGUGUCCUCGGAAGCGUGCGGAUGCAGCUGGAAAACUGCUACUCACAAGAAGACACAAAUCAGCCAUGUACAUAAUUCUAGGAAGACUGCCGCAAGAUGUCGAGACGCUACGUUUAUUGCCACACUCUAAGGCGAGUAUCAUGCAUUUCUUUGAAUCGAGAAGACAACAUUCAUUUUUUUUUAGUAACUGAAUCUCUUACGCAGUUUGCGACCGACAUAUGUGCGAUGCUUUGUUCAUACCUAAGUAUGUAUAACGUUCCGUUAUAGCAGCGGCAGGCGUUGCAGAUAAUUUCGUAUAAGAUGAUGACAAAGCCCAACGCUGAAGGCUGCCGUAAUCAAGCUGUUUUGCAACUGUUGCGAAACAUAGGUGGACUAUGACACGGUCAACUGAAUCAAUGUGGCAAUCAGCUUUACACCAUUCACACGGCUCAGCGAUCGCCGACGAUACCACGCACGCUUCGAACAGAAUGUACCUUAGAGGGUCUUGCGGUCUUGUACCUCUAGUGCCAGUUCUGCACCAAUAAGGUGUCGAGGCAUAGCCUCUUAAGGCAGGAGCUCUUAUGUUUUCGCAUUAUUCGUCCUCGCAGUCUGAGGCCGUUGAGAGACGCUGCAAUUGGUUAUGUGAUGUCACAUGUGCUGGAAACUAUACGUGGCAGUGUAUUGUACUACGAUAUAUUCUAGUACCCUUGAGAAACAGGUAAGACGACUGCAGAGGGGACAUACCGGGCAAUGACUUUGCAUCAUUCACAAUACAUAUGUACAUAUUUUUUUCUCAACAGCAUCAAAGAAAAAGAGGCGCCAAGUUUCGUUGUGAAAGCUGGCCGUUACUCCUGCCAUAUUUAUGUAACUUAAAAUAAGGUGACAUCAUUUCUUUCUUUUUUUUACGUUGGCGUUUCGUGCGCAACAUAGUUGCGAAACUAGUUGCGAAAUAAAUUUUUGCAAACAGCA
Molecule: messenger RNA, 3606 nt
Organism: Dermacentor albipictus
Lineage: Eukaryota; Metazoa; Arthropoda; Arachnida; Ixodida; Ixodidae
Source: RefSeq, a predicted model, not a curated record